This is a messenger RNA of Asterias rubens (European starfish), 1764 nucleotides long. RefSeq lists its product as uncharacterized. The coding region runs from base 741 to 1448 and encodes 235 amino acids. The transcript has 9 exons. The record is from RefSeq and is a predicted model, not a curated record. Lineage: Eukaryota; Metazoa; Echinodermata; Asteroidea; Forcipulatida; Asteriidae.
GACUAUGCUUCAAGACCAGGGAACAGAUUUCUUUCGCAAAUUUCCCGUGCAUGUUUCGCAUGAUUUUAGUGAUACUUCUCACCCAACACCAAGUUAACUGAAAGAUUAUUCCUUUAGCAUUCAGAGUUAUUUGGGUAUGGAGUAAUUCAACCUAGAAAAACCCCGAAAUAUUGAUGAAAAUCAGACACUGUUUUCUCGAACUUCGAUAAACAUUCCACUGGAUAAAACAUGGCCGAGUGGCAACGAUCGUCGUAGCUUGGCUCCGAUCCAAUGCAGUCAUCUAACGUACGUGUAUACGUCACGAUGUAUAUUUAGAUAGAUGAGGUCACUGGCUUCAAAAAAGUCUCUCUUGGUGGCGCUUUUGCGAUGUGCUUGGGGCGACCAUCGCGGAUUCAAAAGGGGCGACUUUUAUCUUAGGAAUUUAUUUCCAAACAUUUUUUGAUAAUUAUGACAAAAACAUGGCUCAGAAAUCGUCUGUUUUUACACCUUUGUUAAUCUUUUGACGAAAAGAUAAUUAUAUUGGUGGAGACAGUUUUGGACUACUGGAUGCAGAAACAAUUAAGGAGCUUAUCCCCCAAAUUGGGAUUAGGCUUCGGUUUACUGAGUCUUACAAGACGUACCAGAAGAGAAACAAAGACAACACCAGUGGUAAUGACAAGUCCACUAAUGACGAUCACACUGAUGGUAAAGACCAAGCAGCUGCAGAUUCUGAUUCAUCACAAAACAUUCAAGAUGUUGAAAUGCUGGAUAUGACUGCAAGCAGUAGUGAUGAGGAAACAGUGGAUGGAAACGGCAAAGCAAAGCAUGAAAAACAGACAGAAGUGAAACGGAAUCGUCGUAUGUUUGAUAUCAGGGAUUCUAUCUGCAAAACUCCAAAGGGACGAGCAACUAUUCUUCGAAUGGAAGAAAACAGGAUGGCUUCUAAAGAAGAUAGGAAAGUCAUUGUUCCAGUCCUCGUCAGUUCUUUGAUGAAACACUUUGGUCCAAAUCCAUCUGCUCACAUCAAAAAUGAAAUGGCUCACCUAUUUGUGGAGGAAUUCCCUUUCUUAAAAGAUCCAAGUGGAGUUACUGGUCAUGAGGCCUGGUACAUCAAAGGAGAGAAACACAGACCUGCCAGUGGGUACUUUGAACUCCGUUUGCGAUAUGUCCGUUGGCAAAUGAAUAAGAGUGCAUCACCACAAAACAAUUGCAAGAAAAGGAUUGAACCAGCUCCAGUGAAGAAGCAGCAUCGGACUAGUGAGCAACACCACCCUGUCAAAAUGAUUUUAGAGGAAGAUGAGCAAGAGGCUAUAAAUUGGCUUCAUCAUAAUGAUGCACCACAAUCCAUGGUCUUGGAGAAGAUGAAGAAGACAGCACACGCAAGGUAUAAGUGGUUAAGACAGCUGCCUAGACCAAGCACAGCUGAAAUCUUGAGAAAUAUCCCAGACUGCUGGACUCUGGUGUGGUAGAACAAGAUUUCAGCGAAACAGUAAACAAAUCAGCCGAUAGUCUUUUCUGCAAGUGGCCUGGAUUAGCACCACAGCUUGUCAUGUAUGUGAAGAAUGUCCAUCCUCAGUACAAAACCAGCUUAGACAUCAUAGACAUGGGUGGAAGUGGAGGGGGUGCAAGAGAGCAGCAGGAUCAAGAUGAUGCAGAAGCAACAGAAGAGCAUGGAGAUGUAAAGCUUUCGCAAAUGGAAACUGAAGCACUUGCUUUCGCUGUUUUACCAUUGGUACUCUGUGGACGGGCCAGGGGUAAGAAAGGGAAAUGUUCUGUCUUCGAGAG